AUGCCGCAGACCGAACAUCACACUUUAGGCAUCAAAAUCACACCUUUACCAGAGAGUAACGUUGACGGCAUCAUCAACAUUAAUGAGGAGGCCGAAGUGUCUCUGGUCUGCGAGCACCAGACCACCUCCGAGACUGAAGACGACGAGCUCGUGUGGCUCAGGAAUGGAAUGACCGUUCAGCUCAAAGAAGAAAACAGGAAUGGAAGGAGCGUCGUGUGCAUCUCUCCUGCCAUUAGAGCAGACAAUGAGGCCACAUUCGAGUGUCACCUUCGCAAAAAUCGGACACUGGCGGACUCUGUCACCCUGCACGUCAAAUAUGAACCGAAGCUCUCGGGCUCAGAGGACGUCUCAGUCGAGGAGAAAGAAACACUGGUUCUGCGGUGUGACAUUCAGGCCAAUCCACCGGUGUUAUCCGUGGUGUGGACACUCAACGACACCAGAGUGGAACUGACGGCCGGCGGCUUCACUGUGUCCACGGACAGCUUCACCAGCCAGUUAAGAGUUAGCGAUGUGAAGGAAAGCAUGCACCGGGGAACGUACAAAUGCACGGCAGAUGGAAAACACAGCAAGACAUUCCAUGUCACAGUGACAGAGAGCACGAUGAAGUUCCCGCUGUACCCCAUCAUAGCAGCUGCGGUGGUGGUGUUCCUCACUCUGCUUCUUGCCUUUGUUUCAAGAUUGAAAAAAAUCAUAGCGGAGAAGAGAGGUCAUUGA
This is a messenger RNA of Salarias fasciatus (jewelled blenny), 714 nucleotides long. RefSeq names its product transmembrane and immunoglobulin domain containing 1 (gene tmigd1). The coding region runs from base 1 to 714 and encodes 237 amino acids. NCBI's taxonomy places the organism in Eukaryota, Metazoa, Chordata, Actinopteri, Blenniiformes, Blenniidae. The record is from RefSeq and is a predicted model, not a curated record. The transcript has 6 exons. Gene Ontology annotation, biological process: cell-cell adhesion. Gene Ontology annotation, molecular function: cell adhesion molecule binding. Gene Ontology annotation, cellular component: plasma membrane; cell-cell junction.